Messenger RNA from Anoplopoma fimbria (sablefish), 2482 nucleotides. Its product is annotated as ubiquitin carboxyl-terminal hydrolase 47. Gene Ontology annotation, molecular function: cysteine-type endopeptidase activity; cysteine-type deubiquitinase activity. Bases 73 to 1764 code for a protein of 563 amino acids. Gene Ontology annotation, cellular component: nucleus; cytosol. The transcript is spliced from 10 exons. The record is from RefSeq and is a predicted model, not a curated record. NCBI's taxonomy places the organism in Eukaryota, Metazoa, Chordata, Actinopteri, Perciformes, Anoplopomatidae. Gene Ontology annotation, biological process: protein deubiquitination.
CGUACAUCAGGAUAGAAAAAAAAACUUCAGUAAUCUUAAAAAUGUCAACGCUCUCAUUCAAAAGACAUCAUUAUGAAUCAUGAUCUCGUUGAAAUGUUAAUAACGAAACUAGACAACUUCACCAUCUCAGAUUACCAUGGCCUGAACAGUCCGGGUCUUACAUGCUACUUGAACAGCAUUCUUCAGGUGCUUUUCAUGACCGAAGACUUCCGGGAGGCUGUGCAACGAUGCUGCAGUGAAGAUUCAACAACCAUUGACCCACAGAUGAAAAGCCUAUUUGCUGAUUUACAGAAAAGUAUGGCCAAAACACAUGACCUCACAAAAAAACUGGGGAUCACAAACGUUUAUGAGCAACGGGAUGCAGCUGAGUAUUUUGAGAAGAUUUUGUGUUUGAGCAGUCCAGGGGCAGCCAAGAUAUUCCAGGGAGAGCUGAGUCACAAGACCACAUGCCUCAAGUGCAAAGAGAGGAACGAUUCCAGGGGCUUUUUUUGGAUUCUGCCUCUUGCGGUGAAAGAUUUGCGUCGUCAAACCUACAGCGUGGAGAAAGGGUUGAAGGCAUUCUUCAAGGGAGAAAAGGUCUGCGGGGAAAACAAAGUGUUCUGCAACCGGUGUAAUAAAAAGCGAGAUGCAGACUUUGGAUGUGAGAUGACACAAAAUCCAGAGGUUUUGACCCUCCUGCUGAAGAGAUUCAGGUUUGACUACAAGCGCAGGUGUUACGUCAAGCUUCACUGCAACGUGGAUGUCCCCCAGACUUUACACAUGGAGAAAUGUAAAUAUGACCUCUACGCUUUAGUUAACCACUUUGGUAAUCUAACAGGAGGUCAUUACACUGCACAAAUCAAGUCUCUGGAAACUGACUCGUGGUAUCACUUCAAUGACGACAUUGUUAACAGGGUCAUACCACCACUGUUUGGGGAUAGAAAUAACUCUCUGAGGUCUCGUACAGCUUACCUCCUCAUGUACAGGAAAGAUGGCAGACAUACUGAAAAACAUGAGGAAGGCAACCAGCAAUCUCUCUACGCACAUUCAGAUGUUGAUGCUGAAGGAAGACAUGAUGAAACAACGAGAGGAGAGGCUCUCGUACCAGAUCUACUGAAGGAUGAGAGCUGCAACGGAGGAGGAAACUCAAAGCGCUUGUAUGACGAUAUAUUAAAGAACAGCCGUGAUGAUACCGUUCGGAAGGAACAGACAAACUUUUCAUGGGAGAUGAACGAACAGAUAAACCCAGGAGCAGCAUGUGUGAGGCCGCACGGAGAGAUGUUACAUCAAACAGACACUGGAGCAGAUGGAGAGGGCUACAGACCAAGUUUUCAAACACGACAGUCAAAUUCUGCAGAGCUACAAAAAGAUCUAAACGAUGGUUGCUGUACAAGAAAAAGGGAGGCAGUUACAGAGGUAAAAGGAAAUAGAGCUGAACAGAAAAGAGAGACGUGUGUCAGUGCAAAUGUGUGUGAUUGUGAUCUAAAAUCACUUUACGUUUCCUCCAACGGCUCCACUUAUUCUACGCUUCCAUACCUAACAGGAGAAACGCAGCAAUUUAGCGUGCACAAACCCUUUAAGUGUUGCUAUUCACCAAACCUAUACUUCAAAUCAAUCAGUCCAAUGAGAGACGAGGAGAAAAUACAGCAUGUCGUGACAGAAGACAGCAGCUGCAAACUGGCGACCACACAAACUGUGAAAAGGGGAGAAAUAACUGCAAGUCCCAGGGUGAGAAGAAAGGCUGCAGAGAGCAGGGACAAAAUCAAAAGAGAGCGAUGGAAGUGAAGAAUGAAUAAGGAUAAGGGAUACGUGAAUCGUCUUUUGGAAUCGCUUAUUUGUGAAGCAGGACUCAUGCGAACCUCAUUCUUUGACACUGUUGGCUGUCGAUCCUGUGCCGCUAUAAACUGACUGUGGUCAGUGAUGUUUUGAUUUCAGAUGGGUAAAUGUUACCAUUUCACUUUUUUAGGAACCUACAUGCACUUGCAAUAUUUGGAUAAACAUGCAUUUAUGUCAGUAAAACUAUAAAGUAAAUUAGUGCAAAUGAGUUGCAGUUUAUACAGAAAUAAGGUCCUAUAUCUCAGUACUGCACUUUUUUAUUUUACUGUAAAAGCACAGUUCAACACAGUUAUUUUACAGCAAUGAUGACAAGUGAGAUGCUGGUGUGUAGUUCUUUAAUUUGAAGGAUGGAGGUGAAGGUGUUUUAUCAGCUCUUGGGGUGCACUACCACACCCUGUGGUUUAAUCUGAAAUGGUUGUGACAGUCACCGUGAUUGGGUUUGAUGGGGAGGAGAUGGCCUACUUGCACUGAGGAGCAGUUUAGGAGCACCACAGUGCUGCAGCUGAAAGGAGAAAAUAUUACAGAGCAUUUAUUGUAAGAAUCAUUUUUCAUUUAUACCGACAUGGCACCAUAAGUUUUACAGUAAUGUUAAGUUGGUAGCAAUUAAACUGCUGAAGAACUCCUGUAUCCUAUUUUAGCGACUUGUCAGUAUUAAUCCAAAAUGAAU